Molecule: messenger RNA, 2728 nt
Organism: Sitodiplosis mosellana (orange wheat blossom midge)
Lineage: Eukaryota; Metazoa; Arthropoda; Insecta; Diptera; Cecidomyiidae
Product: T-complex protein 11-like protein 2
Biological process (GO): signal transduction
Source: RefSeq, a predicted model, not a curated record
CGAAUAAAAAAGCAAAAUUGUUGUGUAUUUCCAAUAAAUGCGAAAGAAAAGCAUUGGCCACUUUUACUUGGUGUGUUUCAGUCGAACGCAAACUAUUUGGUCGUAAACAACGACCUGUGUGCACACUACGUAUGAAAUUGGCUUGAAAAGAAGAAGAAGCACAACACAAAGCGUGCAAAGCAAUAAAAAUAUAAACAAAAAUACGUAAUAUUCCAGUAGAUUCGCGUACAUUCGAUGCGCAGAUAUUGAAUCAUCCGCUGUAUACUUUGCAUCAGUCUGUAAUUUUUUUUUGGGUGUUCGCAGGAAAGAGAAUAAAAUGUGCUUCGCAAGAUUUUUAUGAUUAAAAUCGAGUAGAUAAUCAGAGAGUGAAGUUAAAUAAAAAAUAAUCCUUUGUGUUUGGCUUUUUUCGGACGGAGAGUAUUAACUGGUUCAAUCUGGUUAUCCAGUUCGUGCCUAACUACGCAUCAAACAAAAGUUUAUCGACAAUCGUUCAACUUGAUUUCGAAUUUUACUACCGCAGCAAUAGAACCGUUCAAAUUUGAUCAAGUCGUAAAAUUUUUUUCGUAAGCUUAGAAAAUCGAUUGAAGUAAAACAAAAGAAGAAACAAAGAAAGAGAACGAAAAAAAUGCCGUCUGACUCAUUCUCCAGAAUGGAUUCGCGGACCUCUGAGUCCGAAUCGGUGAAUGGUGCUGAAAGUUUUUUGAGCACAUCGCCCGGUGCUGCAUCGACCAGUUCACGGGAGCGUUUGGACAGCGACAGUUCGGAUCGACAAACACGUUUCGUUUUGCCUGGUUCGGCGGGUAGUCCUCCAAAGAUAUUGACCUUCGAUGAAGUUCGCGAUGCCAUUAAGAACGUCGAAGACAUGCAGCUGGCCCAUGAAAUUGCCAUCAAUCCUGAUUUUCGUCUUCAGCCAUAUGAUCCACCCGAGAGCAGCUUGGAGAAACGCAUCAAAUCCAUUAUGCAUGACAUAUUUUGGGAUCAUUUGCGCGAACAGCUGAAUGCUGAUCCACCACAGUAUGAUCACGCCGUUGCAUUGCUUGGCGACAUCAAAGAGGGUUUCACUCACAUUAUUUCGAAAAACAAUCAAAAGGCAUUGGAUCGCAUUUGCGAAGUACUCGACGAAAAAGUUAUUCGUCAACAAGCCGAACAGGGUGUUCUCGAUUUCAAAGCGUAUUCCAGCUUUAUUAUUCAAUUGAUGGCCAAAUCAUGUGCUCCGAUUCGUGAUGACGAGGUCAACAAAUUGAACGAAAUCGAUGAUGUGGUCCUCACUUUUCGUCGAAUUCUCGAAGUUAUGGAUCUCAUGAAAUUGGACAUGGCAAAUUGCCUCCUAGAUGCAGCUCGACGUGAAGUCAUCACACAUUCAGUUGAAUAUGAAAAACUCAAAUUUAACGAAUUUCUCAAGGCCUAUCCAAGUGGUUUCCCAGCAACCGAAGCCUGGCUGCUCCGGAACAAGUGCAUCGAUUCAAAUGAACGCCACGCUAAGGCAAUCACAUUGAUCAACGCUUACAUGGAGUUCCUUGAAUGGAACACCGAAAAUGAAUAUCCAGAAAUUAUGUCAAUGGAUUUGGAACGAUUGCAGGAACUUGCUGGUCGAGCUCUUCGUUUGUGCUGCAUUGCAUCGAUUGUUGCGAUUGCAUCAAGUGUGCCCGUCAUCGGACAACAGACAGCUAAUCGCUUGGGUUUACUCAAGCAAGUUCAAAUUCUGUUAGAAAAUGUUAAAGAUAACAAAGAAAUUGUUGAAGCCAUCGAAAAUGUAUGGUUGCAAGUAAAAUCCGUGAUUGUGUCAAAAAUGCAGGAGAAAGAGCAAACAUUGUCUGUGGACAGCGAAAAUACGCUGAAAGAUCAAAUCCUAUCGUUGUCAAACAAAGAAGCGCCAGUGCGUAAGCUGAUGUGGAGACGUUUAAUCGCUUACGUGCGUUUAGUGAAAACAAAUAAAACAGUACCACCAGUUCCACCUGGCUACACCGAUCUCACUGACGAUCUUCAAUCAUUAGCCAGUACAUUCAAACGCUUAACCGUAUACAAUUACUCUGUGUUUGGUGAACAUUGCGAGAAAAUCCUGGAUGAUUUAUCGAAACCAAGCACAACAGCUGAGUCACAAACAGAGCCCACUACAUCGACAAAUGAAGUGAAAACUUCAGACGCAAGCACUUGAACUGCGGAUGAUUUUCUGUGCGACAAAUGCAAAUGUGAGAGAGCCAAAUGGCAACUUAUCCACUGACCUUAUAUUUUUCGCCGAUUUGGUCAAAAUUAACAUUUCCUCCCCUUUCUUUGAGGUUAGACGUAGACGAUUUUGUUUCACUGAUCUGAGAGUAUUUUGGAUUAGAGAAAAUCCCUUUUGGAUUACGUUUUAAUUGUAAUUUAUCAAGUGUUUCUGAAACAUUUUUUUCUGAAUUGUUUUUGAUUAUUCAUAGAUGAGUUUCUUUUUUAUAUAUACUUAUGGUUUGAUUCCAAAAAUGUGUGUAAUCAUUCUCCAAAUCUAAUCCACAUAAUGUAUUUUCUAAUAAAAAAACAAUUGAAGUAACAUGCGCAAGAGAUUGACUAGCAAUUUAUUGAAUUUACGAACUAAUUAAGCCGUAGGAAAAGAGUGUGCAGACUAUUUAAUGGGAAUAAAAAAACCUGUACUAGAUUGGAUAAGUGAUAUUGUAGAAAAACGAGUGACUACUGACUAUUCAUGUUUACUAGAACAAAUAUAUAUAUAUAUAUAUCGAAACUAUUUUAACUAAAA